AUGGUAACUGAGGAAGAAGGUGUUGCUUUCACUGAUAGACAGGAAGGAGAUGAAGUAUCUCAAUUCAAUCUUAUCCCAAUUGAAAUCAAAGAAAUGAUCCUAAAGAAAGCAGGAGAAGGCAUUACAAAUUUCUGUGACUUCAAGAAGUUUUGGAGCUUGAGCGGCGUGAACAAAGAAUUCUAUUUGAUCUUCAGCAGCAACUAUGCUCAACGUCACUUCAUCAAAUUCCCCUGUAGAAUCAGAUUAUAUCCCUCCGAUUGGGGAAAGAUAUUGAGUGGCGAUGAUGAUGAUUUAACAUUUUCGGUGGGUAUUUUUCGGCUUAAUCCCACUUCUGGAUGUGAUGAAGAGAAAUACGUGAGACUCACAGAUACUGAUUAUUGGAGAAAUGAAUUUCUAUCUGCAAGCGACAGAAUGUAUUGCCAUGAGAUUCCAAAAUACUUAAGAGAUCACCACUUUCGCGUUGAUUUUGUAACAAUUGAACCUUCGAUAUCAACUAACAACAUAAUAUCUCUUGUCUUAGAGUUAGCAAAGCAAGCAUCUCACAAAAUUGGCGUCUUCGUCUCGGUUAUGCAAAAACAUAUGUAUCCAUUCCUUUUUUAUCUUCCUGAUGCUGAACUUUCUAAUAUGGGUUUGCUCUACAAAUAUUCCUCGAAGAAAGUUAAGGAUGAACUGAAUGAUCUUCAUGAAGCGGGAAAAAUCGAUCUGGUAUUUGAUAUUGAAGUUUUCGGAGUGUAUUUUUGA
Molecule: messenger RNA, 741 nt
Organism: Auanema sp. JU1783
Lineage: Eukaryota; Metazoa; Nematoda; Chromadorea; Rhabditida; Rhabditidae
Source: the annotation of a GenBank genome assembly